This is a messenger RNA of Seriola dumerili (greater amberjack), 3520 nucleotides long. It is a transcript of the gene dhx30, whose product is annotated as DExH-box helicase 30. Gene Ontology annotation, cellular component: cytoplasm; nucleus; intracellular anatomical structure. Gene Ontology annotation, molecular function: DNA helicase activity; G-quadruplex RNA binding; ATP binding. The record is from RefSeq and is a predicted model, not a curated record. The transcript is spliced from 19 exons. Lineage: Eukaryota; Metazoa; Chordata; Actinopteri; Carangiformes; Carangidae. Bases 1 to 3498 code for a protein of 1165 amino acids.
AUGGCGCUACCCGGCGUUUUACUCGUGCGCCUGAGAGGGCUGAGCAAAAUCGCCAAAUGUGUUUACACAGGAGGCAAAACAGCGUCCAACUGGAGCCAAGAAAUGCGGUGGUACACUACAAAAGCUGGAAGAUUUGAGAAACCCGGUGCUUCCGAUUUUCAGACUAAACGAGAGCUGCUGAAGGAGUUUCCAGAUCCUAAAACCCUCUUGAAUAACACAAUCUCUCGGUCACUGGGAGUCAGUGACCUGUCCCAUCUCAUCCAGUACAGCUACACUGAACAUGUGGGGGUCAAGAAAGCCACUGUCACACUGAUGUGGCCCUGCAAGAUUGAAGAGGAAGGUUAUGCCUCCAAGAGGAGUGAUGCAGAACAACUUGCUGCAGCUGCUGCUUGUCUCAAGCUCAGAGAAAUGGGUGUGAUUGGUCCAAACAAUCAGCUCCCCAGAAGGAGAGCUGGCCAAGGGAGUGGAGGGCUACAUACACCCUUUUACGAUAAUGAGGACAACUCAUGGAGAAAUAAUGUCCGUAUGUCUAAAGCCAAAGCAGAUGAACUCAAACAAUACCAGUCCCCUGUAGAGGACACCUCCAAUGUUGCUGAAGCUCUCUCCCUGUUUCCUCAACCUAAAUCUCUCCUGGGCAGGGUCAUCCAGGUGGCCACAUCAUCGAACAGAAUCAGGGAGCUAAUGAAUUUCCGAACCACUGGAGGGAAGCAAAAGAAAUGUGAACUCACCGUGCUCUGGCCUGAGAAGAUGAAGUUCACAGCUACAGCAAGUAACAGAGUGACAGCAGAGAAGAAAGCUGCAGCUCUCGCCUGCAUGAAAUUGAAGGAGCUAGAGCUGCUGGAUAAAAACAACAAUCCAUUGACUCAUGCCAAGUACAACCAUGAAAAGGUGAGGGAGGCAGGAGAGAGGGAGAGACGCCCCCUCCCACUGGAAAUCCCAAAUUACCUGGAGACUCGUAUGAGGGAGUAUCUCACACAGUACCCGGUGGCAGAAGAAGUGCAGAAAUUGUGGGAGGAGAAUGAAGCAAAAGGAGAGCAGACAGUAGACCAAGGGGAAGAAAAAGAAGAGGAGGACUUGGUGGCAGACGCCAUCACAGGCAGACCAUACAAACCUUUGUCAAAAGAGGAGGCUCAGGAGCUCAAUACCUACCUUCAGGAGGAAUGGGAGCAGGCAAACCCUGUACUGGGUGUGAAACUCCCGGUUGAUGACUACCGUCAGCGUGUGAUCUCGGCUGUGCAGUCUUCCAGGGUGGUGGUGAUCGCCGGUGAAACCGGAUGUGGCAAAACAACACGGAUCCCCCGCUUCCUGCUGGAGGACUGUGUGAGAGGCGGAGAGGGAGCCGACUGCAACAUCCUGGUGACCCAGCCUCGUCGGAUCAGUGCCGUGUCGGUGGCCCAUCGUGUUGCUCAUGAGAUGGGCCCAUCCCUAAGAAACUCUGUGGGACAUCAGGUGAGACUUGACAGCCGACCUCCCGAGCACAGUGGAGGAGCCUUGCUCUUCCUCACAGUGGGCAUCCUGCUGAGGAAGCUGCAGUCGAACCCGUCCCUGAAGGGAAUCAGUCACGUGGUGGUGGAUGAGGUCCACGAGAGAGACAUAAACACAGACCUGCUGCUGGUCUUACUGCGCUCCAGCUUAAAAGAAAACCCCGACCUACGAGUGGUGCUUAUGAGCGCUACUGGGGACAACCAGAGGCUGGCCCAAUACUUUGGAGGCUGCCCAAUCGUGAAGGUGCCAGGGUUCAUGCACCCGGUGAAGGAGAGAUACUUGGAGGAUGUGCUGAGAGAGAUGGGACGCCCACUGCCAGUCCAAGAAAGAGAGGAGACAGACGAGCAGGAAAGAAGAGUUGAGGCAACACCCGAUCUAGAUUUAGUGGCUGAUGUAAUCGAGCACAUUGACAGACAUGGAGAACCAGGUGCAGUGCUGUGUUUUCUCCCUGGAUGGCAGGACAUCAAGGCAGUUCAGGAGAAACUGGAGGGGAAGCCCCACUUUUCCUUGGGCUCACAGAUGAUCCUGCCAUUGCACUCUAGUUUAUCAGUGGCCGACCAGCAGACUGUGUUCCAGCACCCCCAAAAGGGCCAGAGGAAGAUUGUGCUCACCACCAAUAUUGCUGAGACCUCCAUCACCAUAGAUGACAUUGUCCAUGUGGUGGAUGCUGGAACUCACAAAGAACAGAAUUAUGACCCACGGACAAAGGUGUCCUGUUUGGACACAGUUUGGAUAUCCCGCUCUAAUGUCACUCAAAGAAAAGGGAGAGCAGGGCGAUGUCAGCCGGGACAGUCCUACCACCUGUUCCCACGAAAACAGCUGGAAUCCAUGACUCCAUUUCCGAUCCCUGAGAUUCUGCGCACCCCGCUGGAGAGUUUAGUAAUGCAGACCAAAAUCCACAGUCGUAACUGCAAGGCUGAAGAUUUCUUAUCUCAAGUGUUGGACAGUCCAGAGCAAGAAGCUGUGAGAGAAGCUGUCCGAAAUCUACAAGAAAUAGGAGUUCUGGACGGGACAGAAACCCUGACGCCUUUAGGAGAGCGUGUUGCCUGUAUGUCAUGUGACCCUCGGCUGGGCAAAGUGCUGGUCCUGAGUGCCAUGUUCAGGUGUGUUCUGCCCAUGCUGUCUAUAGCUGCCUGUCUGACCAGAGACCCCUUCUACAACAGCUUGCAGAACCGAGCACUAGUCAACAAGGCGAAAGAGGCGCUGAGCGGCUCCAGCUACAGUGACUAUUUGGUGUUCAGUAGAGCUGUGUUAGGCUGGAGGAGAGUUCAGCACGAGGGCAACAGAGAGGACAGAGAUGAAUAUCUGGACACACACACUCUGUCCAGGACCAGCCUUCGAUUCAUCAACGGUCUCAUCUCUCAGUUCAGUGAGAACCUGCAUGACGCUGAGCUGGUUUCUCGUGCCAGUGAGUGCCAGCAUCACGCUUCUCUCUACAAUGAACACAGCAAGCAGGAUGAGCUGCUUAAAGCUGUGCUGCUGGCUGGACUCUAUCCCAACCUCAUUCAGGUGAAGAAAGGUGUGGUUACUAAAGAAGGGCGCUUUCGCCCCAACGGUGUGUUUUUCCGCACACUCGGUGGACCAGUGCUGCUUCACCGCUCCUCAGUCAACAGAGGAGAGGAAGACUUCCCUAGUCGCUGGCUGACAUUCUUCUACGCUGUCAAGUCCAGCGGGCAAGUUUUCAUCAGAGACUCCUCUGUGGUCCAUCCGCUGGCCCUGCUGCUGCUCACAGACUGUGACAUCAAAGAGACAGUGAGAGGAGACAGACUGGAAGUGUCAUUUCCUGGUCGCUCUCUGGUGCACUGUGAGGUGACACUUGAGACGUGGGAGCUGCUGUGGGAGCUACGCACUUCCAUUCAGACCAUGCUGUACCGAAACCUCAACAGUCCCAACAACGCAAUCACCUACUCCUCUCAAGACGGAAAGCUCAUCUCUUUACUCGUAGAGCUGCUCAACAAUACACACUGCAACCCUUUGGCUCAGAAUUACAACAGCGACAGUGAGGUGGAUUGACGAUGAGCACUUUCUACACAUG